Messenger RNA from Carassius carassius (crucian carp), 2102 nucleotides. RefSeq names its product CMRF35-like molecule 1. The record is from RefSeq and is a predicted model, not a curated record. Lineage: Eukaryota; Metazoa; Chordata; Actinopteri; Cypriniformes; Cyprinidae. Bases 273 to 1100 code for a protein of 275 amino acids. The transcript has 7 exons.
CGUUCUGGGUUGUCAGAUUGUUGAAUAUUUCAGUGUCUUAUUACAUCGGUAAGGUUUUUACUUAUAAUGUGCAUGUGGUUAGCAUGCACAAUAAGUGCUAAAACACAAGGAAGUUAAUCACUAAAAAAAAUAUAUGGGGGGGAUUAGUUUGAGGCCACUGUUGUGCACGAUUAGCAACUCUUGACUUCCUUUUUUAAAACAAGGCUUGCAUUUUCAACAAACAGUAUUUGAGUGAUAAUGCAUAUAGAAUCAGCUGAACUUCAAAGUUAUAAAUGGACUGGAGACUUGAAAGAUUAUUGAUGAAAAUGAAGAACUUUCACGUGCUGUGGAUCUGGAUCUUUCAGUCAGCAGGAAUUGGGAUUUUGGCUACAGGUCAAACUGAGAUACAUGGACACAGUGGAGAAACUGUCACAAUCACAUGUUCCCACAGCUGGGCUUCAAGCAAUAUAAAGUAUUUCUGCAGAGAUCCAUGUGAAGACAAAGAUAUUUUAGUGAAAUCUGACCAGUCACCUACAGGUAGAUACACACUGAAGGAUUCAGGAAACACCUUCACUGUGAUCAUCUCUGAUCUACAGGAGUCAGACUCUGGGAUUUACUGGUGCGGAGUGGACAGAUUUGGUUAUGACUCAUUUAAAAAAGUCAAACUGACAGUAUCUAAAGACACAGACACAAACAGACCCACAACUCCUAAACCAGCAGCAAGUUCUCAAUCCUCCACAACAAGAAGUUCAUUCUCCACAUCUUCAGCAUCUGGUGACAUCACAGAAUCAUCUUCAUCAACAGGAUUUAAAGGUCCUGUUCUUUCACUCAGACCAACAUUUAAUGAGAACGGUGCACAAACUUCACUCUCCUCAGGUCCUCUGAUGUUCACAGCGCUCGGACUGACUGUUAUCUUCAUUAUAUUUGGGGCGGUUCUCUGUAUAUGGAAUAAUCAAAAGAAAAAUUCACACAGUUCCAAGGUUGAUGCUGAAAUCCAAGACAACACAUGUACUACAGAGACUGCUGGUGAAUACACAGAGAUCACGGAGACCCAACUACAGUUUAACGCACCCACAAACCACAGCACUUAUACAACAGUUAUUUACAUAUGCAGCCAUUAGCACACAUGCUCCAGGUUGUGGACCAAGAACUGUUAUAAAGUCCGAAGACACUGUAACCUCUGACAAUGUGCAUGUUUGAUGUAAGUAGUUGAGGCCUCAUGUCUGAACGUGUUUUUUCUUCCUUUUUUUCACUGUGUAAAUGAAUAUAUUUGUUGGCUGUCAGACUGUGGAAUGUCUGAUUAUCUUAUUUUAGCAGUAAGGUUUUUACUUGUACACUGUUACUGUUCUGCUCCAAGAUUGUCACGUGUGUAGGUUUGGCGCCACCUAGUGUCAGUUCAGAGUAAAGCACAUUUCUCAUACAGUCAGUUUCUCCUCAAUCUUUGGAUGCUAUCCUUUGUGUUUGUAAAAGCGUCAUCUGUAAGUCUUUAUAUAAUACUUGAUUCUAUAUAUAUUUGUAUAUAUUUGUGAUAAAAUUAUUUCUCUAUACCAGUUAAUAUUUGUAUUUGCUGCUUUUUUUUGGAUAUCUGAUAAUCUCAAUAAGUAAAUUGAGUGCAUCCAUAACAUUUGAGAUUUUUUCCGAUAUAAGUCAGAGCUGCUUGUGUGCAUAUUCUUUAGUUGUUGUAUAAUUAUUCUGAUUAUUGUUUGUUCACUGUUUUUUUUUUUUUUUUUCAGUUUUACUCCUAAUUCAUAAUGUACACCUCAACGGCUUCUUAUUAAAAUGUCAAAGUCUAAGAUGAAUCCUGAAUCUUCUGUAAUUUAUGGAUGGAGUUUGGCUGAUGGUAAAAAUGCAUUCGCACAUGCGAGAAGAACAGUACAGUUAUACUGAGAAACAUUUCACACUGAUCUAGGAUCAGAUUGUUUAAUGUCAAAAGACUCAUUCCAAACAUGAACGAAAGCCCCAACACUUACCUCCGAUCAGUGUGAAAUGGUUAGCAUGUCUACACAUCAAGUGUUAAAACAAGAGGACAAGAGGAAGUCAUCUACGCUAUAUUAAAGGAGGGAUGAUUAGAUUGACACCAUCAUACGAGUUUAACCACUCUGACUUCCUUUGUAUUAAAAUAU